Molecule: messenger RNA, 2285 nt
Organism: Lineus longissimus
Lineage: Eukaryota; Metazoa; Nemertea; Pilidiophora; Heteronemertea; Lineidae
Product: bleomycin hydrolase-like
Exons: 10
Coding region: 6-1364 (452 amino acids)
Biological process (GO): proteolysis; response to toxic substance; L-homocysteine catabolic process
Cellular component (GO): cytoplasm
Molecular function (GO): cysteine-type aminopeptidase activity
Source: RefSeq, a predicted model, not a curated record
UAAAAAUGGAAAACGCCGGCAUCCCAAGUUCUGUGCUGCAGAAGUACAAAUCCUCAUUUGAGGCUGACCCAAAGAACAAGUUGGCUCAAAAUGUGGUCACCAAACAAGAUUUCCUUGAAGCAUGCUACAAACACAGGCAAGACGAGAUUGGAUCUUGUGUCUCACACAAGGUGCCGGAUGUGAAACCAGUAUCCAAUCAGAAGGCUUCUGGCAGAUGUUGGUUGUUUGCCCUCCUCAAUGUUAUGAGACAGCCUUUCAUGGCACAGCAGACUAUUGAUGAGUUUGAAUUCAGUCAGAACUACCUCUACUUUUGGGACAAGCUAGAGAGGUGUAAUUAUCUGUUGGAUGUUCUGACCCAAGUGGCCAAGAAAGGUGAACCUGUUGAUGGCCGCCUCGUACAGCACCUUCUAACCAACCCAAGUGAGGACGGAGGACAGUGGGAUAUGCUGGUGAACCUGGUCGAGAAGCAUGGCGUAAUCCCAAAGAGCUGUUGGCGGGAGGCACACAGUGCUGAGAAUUCUAGGAGGAUGAAUGGAUUGAUCAAUGAUAAGAUGAGGGAGUUCUGCCAGCAGAUUUUCAAAUUGGUUAAGACUGGUAGCAGUGAUGAUGCACUGAAGGAAACCAGAGAGAAAAUGAUGGAAACGAUAUAUCGGAUAGUGAGCAUCUGUCUUGGAUCGCCUCCAGAGACAUUCACUUGGGAAUAUUACGACAAGGAGAAAAAGUAUCAUAAAGUAGGACCGAUCACGCCGCGUGAGUUCUACAAACAGCUUGUUAAACCUGUGUUUAACAUGGAAGACAAGGUGUGUAUUGUGAAUGACCCCCGUACACAAAACCCUUACAAUGAGAUGUAUACAGUGGAGUACUUGGGGAACAUGCUGGGAGGAAACCUCACCCUUUAUCUGAACCAGCCAAUUGAAAACCUCAAGACGUUUGCCGCAGAUGCCAUAAAGCAGAAUGAGGCAGUUUGGUUUGGAUGUGAUGUUGGUAAAUUCUUCUGUUUACAGACAGGGAUUCAAGACUUGGACAGUUUCGAUUACGAAUUAGUCUUCGGAACGACAGUUGGCAAUCAGUCGAAAGCAGAUCGUCUGAUAUAUGGCCAGUCUCUCAUGACUCAUGCAAUGGUGCUGACAGGAGUUACACUGGAAGAGGAUGACAUUUCCAAAUCUCGCAGGUGGAGAGUUGAGAAUUCAUGGGGUGAUGAAAAGGGAGAUAAAGGUUAUUUGGUGAUGGCUGACAACUGGUUCAAUGAAUAUGUGUAUGAAGUUGUAGUAGAUAAGAAACACAUUCCAGCUGAAAUCUUGGACAUUCUAAAGAAGAAAGCACGCAUGCUGCCGGCGUGGGAUCCAAUGGGUGCUCUUGCAUAACGAGGAAUAAUAGAUGAUUCCCAGGAUGUAAUGGUGGGAUGCCGUAGCAUCAAACUCGGGGGUGGGUCCCAAGGGGGAAGGCUUAUUCUGUGACUUCAUACAUGUAUAGGGGAGAAGUCACUUCAGAAGUAGCCACCCAGGUCAAAACUCGGUGGUCAGCCUGGGAAUCAUCUGUACACACAUGUAAUGAAUGUAUGACUUAGGUAAUUGUACUGUAGGAUUUCUUUUAGCAUAGACCAACUGGGGUAUUAAUGCAUCUCUGGUAUCUUUCAACAGGGUGACAAUUUUGCCAGAACACAGCUCCACUUAGUACUUAUUAUAUUCCAUGUUGUAAAGGAAUAACUGAUGAUCAUUGAUAGCUCUGUGAAUACUAGAACUGACAGUUCCAAGACCCUUGUGCUAUACCAUGACACUGGAGGAAACCUGACAGCGAGCGGCUUUCACUGUCAUGAAGAAAUGGCUGACCAGACUUGAACCACAGCCUCUGAGGUGACUGGCACUGUUGCUUAUUCCAAACAUAAGUCCUGUUCGCUAUGUGACGGAUUGGUUGGGCAUCUGCCUUUACUCUAAUGAACAAACUUUAUACCCCAUCAUCAAUGUAAUGUUGACACAUUUUAUUGGUAAGAAUCGUAUUCCCAUGUACGUGUACCUGUGAUUGUUUUUGUGUUGUCCAUUUAGGGAAUAUCUCUAAUUUUUGCUGUCAUGCAGGGUUUGCCUAUUACUUAUUCAGGAGCCGUCUGGACUCCAAUCCUUAACGUUUACAAGUGCAUAUCUGUAUGGCUUACAUGUAUACUUGCAAAGAUGAUCCACUUUUGAUAAGACCAAUAUUUAAAAGCAGACCACAAACAAUGCCUCAGGUUGCCCUAUUUUUGUAUGGACAUGUAUGUGGAUUACUAUAAUAAUUGCUACAGUAGUAAUAAA